AUGCCCGUUCCGUCUAAGCUGCUGCCGCCCAAUCGCUCCGUCAAGCAGAUCCUCUCCAGCCUCACCUCUCUCUACCUCCAAAACCGCACACGAAUCUCACGCGCCGUAUACCUUGCUCUCUUCGCAGCACUUGCGAAGCGAAUCCAUAAUGCUAUCUCCGAGCAAAAGGCCGCCUCCCAGCAGAUCGAACAGCGGAGACGUCCCGGCACCAAUAGUCUAGGCGAUGACGAACAACCACGCAAGAAACGGGUGGAGAUCAACCGCGAGUUCUUUAAAAGCUUACUCCGGCUCUUGAAGAUUGUGAUUCCCGGAUGGCGCAGUAAGGAAUUGCGACUGUUGGUGAGCCACAGUGUCUUCCUCGUGCUCCGGACACUUCUCAGCUUGUAUGUCGCGGAGCUUGAUGGCAGGCUCGUGAGCAACCUCGUGCGGGGCAAAGGGAAGGAUUUCUUGCUUGGCCUUUUCUGGUGGAUGAUUGUAGCUGUUCCGGCAACAUUUACAAACUCUAUGCUUUCCUACCACCAAUGUAAACUCGCCCUAAGCUACCGAAAACGCUUAACCGACUACAUUCAUGAGAAAUACCUGUCAAAUAUGACAUUCUAUGCUAUCUCCGCCUUAGACGAUCGGAUCAAGAAUCCCGACCAACUGGUCACUGUAGACGUGUCUCGCUUCUCGGACAGUCUGGCAGAAUUAUACUCCAACCUGGCGAAACCAAUCCUGGACAUGGCUAUCUAUAACUACUCCCUCUCAAAGAAUGUCGGAGGCGAAGGCCUAUUUAUCAUGAGUUUGCUGGUUCAGCUCUCGGCAAACGUGAUGCGCAUGUUGACACCACCGUUCGGAAAGUAUGUCGCCGAUGAAGCCCGACUUGAAGGAGAAUUCCGUUUCCUUCAUUCUAGGCUUAUCGACUACAGCGAAGAGGUCGCUCUGUAUCAUGGUCACGAAGCUGAGAAGGAUACCCUCGAUAAGGGCUACUUUACCCUGAUCAAACACGUGAAUCGUAUUUUGCGACGACGCUUGUAUCACGGUUUCAUGGAGGAUUUCGUGAUUAAAUACUUCUGGGGUGCGCUGGGCUUGAUUCUCUGCAGUGUGCCAGUCUUCUUUAAGAUCCCAGGACAGCUCGCACAUACCAUGGGGGACCGAACUGAAAACUUCGUGACCAAUCGACGCAUGUUGCUGUCUUCAUCUGACGCCUUCGGUCGUCUUAUGUUCUCUUACAAGGAGAUUUCUGAGUUGGCCGGCUACACUUCGCGGGUCUCAUCCCUGCUAGAAGUCAUGGAUGAUUUGGUUGCGGGCCGAUUUGAGAAGAAAUUGGUAUCCUCCGCAUCAACCGAGGGCAACGCGGCAGUCCUAUCUGGCCGUGGACAGGUUAUGGAGAGCGAUUCCAUCGAAUUCACAGAUGUACCAAUUGUGUCGCCCAACGGUGACGUUCUAGUCCGAAAGCUCUCUUUCACAGUCCACCCGGGCGACCACCUCUUAAUCGUUGGUCCCAAUGGCUGCGGAAAAUCUUCCCUAUUCCGCAUUCUCGGUGGUCUUUGGCCUGUCUACGGAGGCUCAGUAAAGAAGCCCCCCUUCCAAGAUAUUUUCUACAUUCCCCAGCGCCCGUACCUAUCCCGUGGAACCCUCAGACAACAGGUCAUCUACCCAGAUGGCGUACGUGAGAUGCGUGCAAAGGGUGUUACCGAUGCAGAUCUGUAUGAAGUCCUGUCUGUGGUCGAAAUUGCAUCUGUCGUUGAUCGCCCCAAUGGCUGGGACGCGGAGGAAGAAUGGCGCGAUGUAUUAUCAGGUGGUCUGCAGCAGCGCAUUGCGAUGGCCAGACUAUUCUACCAUCGUCCCAAGUUUGCCAUUCUAGAUGAAUGUACUUCCUCCGUCACCCUAGAGAUUGAGAAGGUCAUGUAUGAGACGGCCAAGAAGCUAGGAAUCACUCUCAUGACCGUCUCACACCGUCGCAGUUUGUGGAAAUAUCACAAGAAGAUUCUGCAGUUUGAUGGCCAAGGUGGUCAUAUCUUCACCGGGCUCGAUUGGGAGCGUCGGUUGAAAUUGGAAGAUGAGAAGGAGGAUCUUGAUUUGCAAUUGCGAGCUGUGCCAGAGUUACAGCGACGUGUAGAAGAAUUGACAGCAAACUAG
This is a messenger RNA of Penicillium angulare, 2121 nucleotides long. Its product is annotated as ATP-binding cassette long-chain fatty acid transporter PXA2. NCBI's taxonomy places the organism in Eukaryota, Fungi, Ascomycota, Eurotiomycetes, Eurotiales, Aspergillaceae. The coding region runs from base 1 to 2121 and encodes 706 amino acids. The record is from RefSeq and is a predicted model, not a curated record. Gene Ontology annotation, molecular function: ATP binding; ATP hydrolysis activity; ABC-type transporter activity. The transcript has 4 exons. Gene Ontology annotation, biological process: fatty acid beta-oxidation; peroxisome organization; very long-chain fatty acid catabolic process. Gene Ontology annotation, cellular component: peroxisomal membrane.